GCUGAAAUUAAUGGGUAAACCACAUGUACUUCCCGUCUUUGUGCUUUGUAUGCUAACAUACACAUGGACGACACUGUCUAUUCCCUUCAUAGUUUUACCUGGCCUUGGAGAUGAAUGCAAGAAUCAAGGAGUCAAACACUUCACAGAGCUCUUAAGCAACUGGUCUGGCUCUCAAGGAUACUGCAUAAAAAUUGGAGACGGAUCAUGGGAUUCUUGGACCAUGCCCCUAAUGGAACAGACAACUAUUGCCUGUGAGAAGGUUAAGAAGAUGACUGAACUAAGUCAGGGUUACAAUAUCGUCGGACUCUCUCAGGCGACCUCAUUUGGUUCACAGGGCAACAUGAUUGGUCGAGGGCUUGUUGAAUUUUGUGAUGGAGGACCGCAGGUGAAGAAUUUCAUAUCGCUCGCCGGACCACAUGCUGGUACUGCUUCUCUUCCAUUCUGUGGGUCCGAGUGGUUAUGCGUUCUUCUUGAUGAUCUGGUCAAAUUGAUAAUCUACAGCCGCUUUGUCCAGGAACACCUUGGGCCAAGUAACUACUUUAAAAUACCUACAGAUAUUUUUGCCUACAUUAACGGAUGUAAGUUUCUUCCAAAGCUUAAUAAUGAAAUCAUGAAUAUGAAGAAUUAUACAUACAAGCUGCGAUUUGCCAGCUUAGAAAAUUUGGUUCUUAUAAUGUUCGAGCAAGACGCUGUUUUGAUACCCAAAGAAACAUCCUGGUUUGGUUAUUUUCCAGAUGGUGCAUUUCAUCCUGUUUUGCCAGCACAAGAGACUAAGCUCUAUACUGAAGACUGGAUCGGUUUAAAAACUCUGGAUGAAGCUGGAAAAGUGAAAUUCAUCAAGGUGUCAGGGAAUCAUUUGGAGAUAUCAGUUGGUGAGAUGAAGAGAUAUAUAGUGCCAUUCUUGAAGGACCAAGCAUCAACAAUCGCACUUCCAAAAGUCGUAGAAUCUUCAUCUGGUUGGCAGUGGUCGCUCCUGAGCUUCGCUUUUGAAAUGGCUGGGCUUAAUGAAGGCCGGCAGUUACUCCGCAUCAUGGGUUAGAGUAGAUUAUUCAAAAGUUCCUGUGAAAUUGACUUUACAGGAUGUAUAAAACGGAACCACCGUCGGUUGGACCAUGGGAUAUGACGGUGAAUUUAAA
Neltuma alba is the source of this 1136-nucleotide messenger RNA. Its product is annotated as palmitoyl-protein thioesterase 1. Lineage: Eukaryota; Viridiplantae; Streptophyta; Magnoliopsida; Fabales; Fabaceae. Bases 11 to 1039 code for a protein of 342 amino acids. Gene Ontology annotation, cellular component: intracellular membrane-bounded organelle. The record is from RefSeq and is a predicted model, not a curated record. Gene Ontology annotation, molecular function: thiolester hydrolase activity. The transcript is spliced from 12 exons.